This is a messenger RNA of Aaosphaeria arxii CBS 175.79, 533 nucleotides long. RefSeq lists its product as uncharacterized. The transcript has a single exon. Lineage: Eukaryota; Fungi; Ascomycota; Dothideomycetes; Pleosporales. The record is from RefSeq and is a predicted model, not a curated record. The coding region runs from base 59 to 346 and encodes 95 amino acids.
GUUUUAAUUUUUGGUAGUUACAGAAACUGCCCAGCUGAUGGUAUGAAUUCUGUAAUCCAUGUUUGCGACUCUUCCCCAGACCGCUGUUCUCCGCCUCUAUGACGAGUUAGAUCACUCCGCGUCCCUCUGUGCUACUGUUCCACAAUCUCCCCAGAUGCCCACCAUCACAACGCUGCCACCCACUUAUCGAAUACCCAAACGGGCACUGCCGCUGCUUGUGCCAAUAUCUUUCAUGGUGAGUACCCAAGCUAGUCCCUCCAAUACUACCGUACCGUUCAUGUGCAGGGAUCUGCAGCGGGUGCUGCCGCUACGACAGCUCGCUUUCCAUGAGUGUACAACCGAAUAGCGGUUCCCUGUGCGACCGAAGACAUCAAUUUGUUUGAUCGGUGUGUUUCAGGCGCAUGCAUUCCCAUGCGGCAUAUGCUGGAUUGAACUUUGGGUGCAGGAAAAUUGAUUUCUUUUCCCUGUUCUGAUCUGUUUUUACAUAGAAAAACGGGGGCCAAAGAGGUAUCUCCGUGGGGGCUUGAGCGGAG